Messenger RNA from Dama dama (fallow deer), 1463 nucleotides. RefSeq names its product HAUS augmin like complex subunit 1 (gene HAUS1). Gene Ontology annotation, cellular component: cytosol; HAUS complex. The record is from RefSeq and is a predicted model, not a curated record. NCBI's taxonomy places the organism in Eukaryota, Metazoa, Chordata, Mammalia, Artiodactyla, Cervidae. The transcript is spliced from 9 exons. The coding region runs from base 62 to 898 and encodes 278 amino acids. Gene Ontology annotation, biological process: centrosome cycle; spindle assembly.
CAGAGCAAGCGGGGCGCUUCUUCCGCGAGGAGCUGCUGGAGAAGUGGCGGGACUGGCGGCGAUGGAAGCUCUAGAGGAGAAAGAAGCGCAGGUCGCUGCAUGGCUGAAAAAAAUAUUCGGAGAUCAUCCCAUUCCACAAUAUGAGGUGAAUGCUCGGACAACAGAGAUUUUAUAUCACCUUUCAGAACGCAACAGUGUCCGAGACAGGGAUGUCUACCUGGUAACAGAGGACUUAAAACAGAAAGCAAAGGAAUAUGAAUCAGAAGCCAAGCAUCUUCAAGACCUUCUCAUGGAGAGUCUGAAUUUUUCCCCUGCCAGUCUUUCCAGCACUGGUUCCAGGUAUCUGAAUGCUUUGGUUGACAGUGCAGUGACCCUUGAAACAAAGGAUACCUCUCUAGCUAGUUUUAUCCCUGCAGUGAAUGAUUUGACCUCUGAUCUUUUUCACACCAAAUCCAAAAAUGAAGAAAUCAAGCUUGAAUUGGCAAAACUUGAGAAAAAUCUAACUGCAACUUUAGUAUUAGAAAAAUGUCUGCGUGAGGAUCUCAAGAAGGCAGAGUUACAUCUGUGUACAGAAAGGGCCAGAGUUGACAGUCGUCUUCAGAACAUGGACUUCCUGAAAGCCAAGUCGGAGGAGUUCAGAUCUGGAAUUAGAACUGCGGAGGAGCAGCUUUCAGCCCGAGGGAUGGAUGCUUCUCUGUCUCAUCAGUCACUGGUAGCACUUUCAGAGAAACUGGAAGAACUAAAACGACAGACUAUACCUUUGAAGAAAAAAUUGGAGUCCUAUUUAGAUUUAAUGCCGAAUCCAUCCCUUGCUCAGGUAAAAAUUGAAGAAGCAAAGCGAGAAUUAGAUACUAUUGAAGCUGAACUUACAAAGAAAGUAAACAUGAUGGAACUGUGACCAGAGCCAAAUAAAUUUCACCUUUUUUAACAAAGUAGAUUGAAUAGGACUUUAAAGAAUUUUUUCCUUGUGACAUUCCUUAUAACUUAAUUUCUGUGUUCUUAGAUGAAAUAAUGUCAUUAUUGAUGGAAUAGUGGUGUCUGGUUGUGUAUUGAAUUUUUAUGUGCAAAUGCAUAGUUUUCAUAUGAAGAAACAUUGGUUUUCUAUGUUGUUAGUGGCUUGAUGUCCUUCAGUAGCUCUCUUAGGUGAACACAUGACAGUCAUCAUGUAGUCACUCACAAGGUCAGCUAAGUGAAAGGGAAAGAUUCUACAGUUUCAGUUAUGUUCCUCCCACGCCCCCUUCUCCUGGGAUUUGCUAUUGUUUUUUCUGAUCUGCUUACCUGCCUAAUUCCAAAUGUUAAUAUAUGCAGGAAUUUGGUUUAUGAAAAAGAUGACCUUUUAAAUCAGUAAUAGAGAGAUGGAUAAUUCAACACAUGGUGCUAAAUCUAUACACUACCCCUUAUAUCAGGAUAAUUUCAAGGGAUCAAAGAUUUAAAUAUUUUUUUAAAAGAUAGUAAAAUAAAAA